Molecule: messenger RNA, 1664 nt
Organism: Wasmannia auropunctata (little fire ant)
Lineage: Eukaryota; Metazoa; Arthropoda; Insecta; Hymenoptera; Formicidae
Product: dolichyldiphosphatase 1-like
Exons: 5
Coding region: 260-1003 (247 amino acids)
Molecular function (GO): sphingosine-1-phosphate phosphatase activity
Source: RefSeq, a predicted model, not a curated record
CUCGCCGCCGACAUCGUGCUUGCACAACUAACCAACUGUAGCCGAGGGUCAAUGCCAGCGACAGGACGGACGAGCAUGGACAGCAACGCGGCGGUGGCGGCGGCCACGAUCUCAUAGUCGCGACACGAGUGUAAAUACGAGAGACUCUUCCCCCUCUUCGGCUCGUCCCCUCCUGCAGUCGCCCAACCGGUCGUGCGCGUCCGUUCACCGUGGGACGCCGCGUAGGAGACAUGUCACAUCGUCGAGGAUCGCGAUAACGAUGGCAUCGCCUGACGAGUCGCCGGACGGAAUCGGGUCACGUUUCGCACGUGCCGCCGACGAGACCGAGUGGGUCCCGUUGUCUCUGACACUGGUGGAAUACCCGCGAGGGGAUGUUUUCGGGCUGUUUUUUGCUGUAAUAAGUCAAAUGCCCCUUGCCAUUAUAGUUGGUUUCGUCACAUUGGUACUUUUUAGGAGGGAUUUACAUACCAUUGCAUUUGCGAUCGGACUCGCCAUCAAUGAAUGUAUAAAUUACGUAUUAAAACACACGAUUCGUCAACCGAGGCCAAUGAAGAGAGAUGGCCUGUACACUGAAUACGGCAUGCCGUCUACACAUGCACAAUUUAUGUGGUUUUUCGCUGCAUACGCAACACUUUUUAUAUACUUUAGGUUAAAUUAUAACUGUACGAUAGUCGAGAGAUUUUGGCGGACAAUAGUAGCGAUAGGAUGCAUCGUCACAGCCAUCUUGGUAACUUACGGCAGAGUGUAUCUACUGUAUCACUCCAACACCCAGAUAUUCUGCGGUGCGUUAAUUGGAAUUGCGCUGGGAGCAGCGUGGUUCAUAAUUAUGCACACAAUCCUCACGCCAUUCUUUCCUAUAGUAGUCUCGUGGCGAAUAUCGGAGUUCUUGUUGCUGCGCGACACAACGCUGAUCCCCAACGUCCUGUGGUUCGAGUACACAAAUAUUCGCACGGAGGCUCGGGCACGAGCGCGAAAGCUAUCGGCGAUCGGCAGGUCGCAUUGACAACCAAUCACGAUCGACCAGUAGGCCGAUAACGUGUAAUAAAUGCCUUGAUAACGAACGACUCGAGACAUUUAAACUUAACAUUCCUGCGAUUGAACUGCGUUCGUGAAUUAAUGCGACAAUGCGUUCGAGAUAUUCGUAUAUCCCGUUAGCAGAGACGGUUUUAACGUUUCACGAAUUCCAGUACAAACGUGAAACUGAUCUACGAAAGCGAUCGUCAUUGCGAUAUAAUGCGUCGUCAUCCAGCAUUAUCGUUAUGAUAAUUAUUGUCUAUUAUUAGAUAAUAUUGAUACGAUAACAUUAAGCUAUUUUUAUUGAAGAAAACAAUCCAAGUAAUACCGCCGCAUCGAACGUGGUGCUAGUUUUUAUCGAUUUGCAACUGCUGGGGGAACAUUGCAUCCGAGGAGAAAAUAAUGAAUGCGACCGCUACGCGUGUUAUAACAGUUUGCUGACAUUGCCAAGAUUACAUCAAAAUGCGUUUGCACGUUCAAGCACGAUUGUAUUCCCAGCGAGAGUUACAUUCUUUUUUAAAAUUUCGCAUUUUGUUCAACGGUACGUUUUGUACCAGCUCCGCGAAGAGACGCGCAUAUCGCGCGUGUGCUAGAUAUCCUCUUUCCAUGUGUUCCCGACAUUCAAUUAAAUAAAAAAAAAAACGAGAUAA